Saccharomyces mikatae IFO 1815 is the source of this 2523-nucleotide messenger RNA. RefSeq names its product Golgi transport complex subunit COG6 (gene COG6). Gene Ontology annotation, cellular component: COG complex. The transcript has a single exon. Gene Ontology annotation, biological process: intra-Golgi vesicle-mediated transport. The record is from RefSeq and is a predicted model, not a curated record. NCBI's taxonomy places the organism in Eukaryota, Fungi, Ascomycota, Saccharomycetes, Saccharomycetales, Saccharomycetaceae. Bases 1 to 2523 code for a protein of 840 amino acids.
AUGGAUUUUGUUGUAGACUAUCAAACUUAUGCAAUGGCAGAUGAUGCCACGGCGGAAUUACCUGAACCAGAACCAAGACUAAACUUAACCUCAGAUACACAAUCCCAGUCUCUGAGCAAAGUCGAUAUACAGUUUAAAUUACCCAAUCUACAAAACCAUUCCAAUAAUCAUACAACUUUGACAAUAGACAGUGAUGGUUCUGGAACAACGGACCUGUAUAAAAGAAUGACACAUUACGCAAUGUCUUCUAUUGAUAAAAUACAGCUUCCCAAUCCAAAGGGAAUGUUAGGACAAAAUUCUUUGAGUGAAAAGUUAUCACAACAAGAAUCUCAUAAUUUUACGAACUAUGAAUCUAAAAACCUUGAUUUAUCAAAGUUAGUAUCUCCGCCAAGUGAUUCCAGUAAAAACACCACAAACCUGGUUCUUUCCAAUAAACUUUCCAAAAUAUUGAAUAAUUAUACACUAACUAAUUACCAGGCCACAGUUCAGCUGAGAAAAUCCCUAAAAAUCCUGGAAGAGAACAAAGAAAGAUUGUCUCUUGAUGAACAGAAGCUCAUGAAUCCUGGAUACGUGGGAACUUUGGCAAGAAGGACAUUGAGGACUGAUUUAGAAUCUCAACUACUAAAGGAACAUAUCACUGUGCUUCAGGAAUUCAAACCUAUUAUCAGAAGAAUUAAACGAUUAUCAUCUUCCGUAGAAAGAAUACAAAAAACAAGUGAAAACUUAUUAACCAAUGAGACUAGUAAAGUUUCUAUGAAUAAUGUGACACUCCAAGAAAUAGACCAAUAUCGUUUAAAGGCAGAGCAGUUGAAGCUAAAAAAGAAAAUACUACUGUCUAUAAGAGAUAGAUUUACUUUGAAUCAAAUAGAAGAUGAUGUAAUUACCAACGGUGCUAUUGACAAUACUUUUUUCAAUGUAAUAAAAAAAGUGAUCGGUAUCAAAGAGGAAUCAAGUUUUUUACUGACACUCCCUAAUUUAAGUGCUGGUAAUGCCUUGAUCAUCGAGGUCAAUGAAAUUUUACAGAAGACGAACAAGAAAAUUUUCAAUUUUUUGAUCGAUUUUUUAUAUAGCUUUGAAUCGUCUUCAAACCUACUGAACGACCAUGGUGCCACUGAACAAGAAAACUUAAUCAUUUUUCAAAAGAGUUUGGUUUUUUUGUCGAAUGAUUUAGAAUUAUUCAAUGAGUUUUUGAAAAGAGUAACUACCUUGAGAUCCAAAAGUAUUCUAGAUGAAUUCUUGUCCCAGUUUGAUAUGAAUUCAGCUAAUUCUAAGCCGAUCGUACUAUCAGCACAUGACCCUAUUAGAUAUAUUGGUGAUGUAUUGGCGUCGGUUCAUUCUAUAAUUGCAAAUGAAGCUGAUUUUGUGAAGUCAUUAUUUAACUUCCAGGAUGAAAACUUGAAAGAUACACCGCCUUCUAUACUUCAACAGAAUGGUACGUUUUUGAACGGUAUCGACAACAAAUUACUGAACGAUGUCAUUCAAUCGUUGUCUAAUUCUUGUCGUAUCCGUAUUGAACAGAUCGUGAGGUUUGAAGAAAAUCCAACUAUCAAUUUCGAAAUUGUUAGAUUAUUGAAACUUUAUAGGGUCAUGUUUGAGAGAAAAGGUAUUCAAGACGAUAGUUCUAUCAUCAAUAAUUUGAAAUCAUUGGAAGACAUUUCCAAAAACAGAAUUAUUGGAUAUUAUGAGGAGUAUAUCAAGAAAACAGCCUCUGUUUUCGAUACGGUGAAUUCGUCAGAUGAUUUACUACCACCAGAGUGGUUAUCAGAGUAUAUGAAUAAAUUAGUGGAAUUAUUUGAAAUUUAUGAAAAGACGCACACAGCUGAAGAUGAAGAACCAGAAGACAAUAGAUUGCUUUCAUAUGAAAACCUACAAACAAUUGUAGAACAACCGAUCAAGAAUGUUUUAGUAAACCGUUUGCAAGGCUCUUUCCCUUUAGCGAAGAAAAACGAAAAAGUAAAAGCGUCAUUGUUAACCCUAGAGAUAAACUGUUUCGAUCUAAUUAAAUCUAGAAUUCAACCUUUUGAAGGGAUCUUUGCACAAGACGAUAAUACCCGAAAGAUUUCCACUUGGAUUUGUGAUAUGUUGAAUGAAUUUACUAAACAAAUGCAGACUUUGCAAAUAAAAUUUCUAUUUGAGAAUACAGGUUUAGACCUUUAUAAUAAUUUGGUGAAUAUGAUAUUUCCCGUGGACUCAGUGAAGGAUGAAUUAGAUUAUGAUAUGUAUUUAUCUCUGAGGGAUAAUUCAUUAAUGGAAUUAGAGACAAUUGGAAAACAUGUACAUGACAAAUUAAACGAUUAUUUACCUCAGGCACUAACUGAUGUUCAAGGUAAUUUACUAUCUAGGUUGACUUCACCAAUGAUAGCUGACAAAAUAUGUGAUGAAUGUUUUAAGAAAUUAUCGCUAUUCUAUGAUAUCUUCAGAAAAGUACUUGUUCACUUGUAUCCAAAUAAAAAGGACCAAGUAUUUGAAAUUUUGAACUUCUCCACUGAUGAAUUUGACAUGUUAGUUGGUAUCAAUCACUGA